Stegostoma tigrinum is the source of this 8157-nucleotide messenger RNA. RefSeq names its product family with sequence similarity 219 member Aa (gene fam219aa). Lineage: Eukaryota; Metazoa; Chordata; Chondrichthyes; Orectolobiformes; Stegostomatidae. Bases 213 to 764 code for a protein of 183 amino acids. The transcript has 6 exons. The record is from RefSeq and is a predicted model, not a curated record.
CUUCCGUAGCCGGAAGUUGGAGUUGAGUCACUGUCUCUGCGGGAGCCGGAGGUGGUACAGAGAGGAUGAGUUAGUGAGAGCGACCGCAGUAACCACCACCAUCAUCACCGCCGCCUGAGGAGACUGAGAUACUGAUCCCUGGGACGGUGAGUUCAUUCAGUAAGUCACAAGGAGCAAACGCCGCACCUACGUCUCGACUUCUUUUAUUCAAAAUGAUGGAAGAAAUCGAUCGAUUUCAAGUGCCCACAGCCCGGUCAGAAAUACAACCGCUGGAUCCUACAGCCACCUCCAUCUCUGAAGGUGAGUGUGACACCCGAGAGAGCGAAUCUGUGGCAAUGAAUUACAAGCCAUCCCCACUGCAGAUGAAAAUAGAGAAGCAGCGAGAGCUAGCCAGGAAGGGAUCUCUGAAGAAUGGCACUGUUGGAAGCCCUGUCAAUCAACAGCCAAAAAAGAACAAUGUGAUGGCAAGAACAAGGUUGGUUGUACCAAACAAAGGAUAUUCGUCACUAGAUCAAAGCCCAGAUGAAAAACCUUUGGUUGCUUUGGAUACUGACAGUGAUGAUGACUUUGAUAUGUCAAGAUACUCUUCAUCAGGUUAUUCUUCAGCUGAGAUUAAUCAAGACUUGAAUAUCCAGCUCCUGAAAGAUGGCUAUCGGUUAGAUGAAAUUCCAGAUGAUGAAGAUUUGGAUCUUAUUCCCCCAAAAUCAGUAAACCCCACCUGCAUGUGUUGCCAGGCCACCUCCACUACUUGCAAUGUUCAAUAAUGUGAUUGACGCUUUCCACUGUAAUUGUAAAACUAACAGCCAUUGCUUCCUCCUAUGGUAGGACAUGCACUUUGUGUCCGUGUUUUGAAAAAAAAGCAAACCAUCAUUAUGGCAUUCAUAAGUGAGUGUGAAUGCAGUGUUGAAUUUGUGUGCGAUAGAAGGUGACAAUUAAUCCUACUGCUUUGCAGUGGUUGUAUUGUGUAAUCCUGAUACUUUUUUGCCCCCACCCAUCUGCUUCUGGAGUUGGGGCAGAGGGAAGAGACGAAAUAGAACACUACUUCAGGCAUGAUUGAAAGAUCAGUCAUGAGCUGAAAGCAAAGCAUCUGCCAGUUCUUUUGUUUACUAAUACUGGGCUGUUUAUAUUUGAAGUACACUAGUUUUUGUUGAUUGUAUAUGUUUACCAUUGCCUUUGGAGCCAAUGAUAUUUAACCUAAAAGUUGCGAAUUUUUUUAAAUAUUGUCUCAUUGUCUCUCUAAUUUAUAUCAUUUUUUAAUGUUAGAAGUUUCUAACUUUACAUUAACAUUCAGAAUUUGAUAAUACUGCUAUAGAAAUUUGUUAGAGUUUACACAGCUAUCCAAACUCUGCAAGGGUGUAAUCAGAGUACACUUUUUAGUGUACAGUUACUUGUGUAAGCAAGUUUUAGACCAUUAUCGUAAACAUUAGAUUUAAAGUUAUCUUCCCCUUGAAUGUAUGACGAUUUGAAAAGGGAAAUUUAUUUCAUUUCUAUAUGGUGGUCUCUUCCUUUCAGAGAAAAGAAACAUGAAAACAAGAUGCCUAUAAGACAUCUUUGUAGUAUUGUUUUGGAGAGAUGAAUUUUUUUGUGAUCUAUUUGUUGUUUGUAACUCUCCUUAAAGGUUACUAAUAUUGCUACCUUGGUUAAAGGAAUGUAGAAGAAUUGGUAAGAUAAAAACUGUAACGUUCGAAUGAGCAGUUUAUUGUAAGUUUACUAUAUAAAUAUUAGAAAUAGGCAGAAAUGCAAAUCUGGGUGUUGCACGGGCAACAUAAGUAAAAUGAAGCUGAGGAGUGUUUUUAGUGCCCUACACAUGAAAUAAUUAACAAAGUUAUGGGGAUAAUUAUAAUUUUAAUUUGGCAUCAUUUAUAAAUGGUCUUAUUAUACAUUAAAAUUUAGCAAGACCUCCAGGAAAUUUCCUGGAGGUCUAUGUUCCAUCAUUCUCAAUGACACAUUUCAUUUUUAAUUGGUUAAAAAAAAAUCAAUACACGCACUUGGCCAAUUAAGUUAUAAUCAAAGGAAAGUACAUGCUAGAUGAGUAGGUGAUUUGUGUUAAAUGUGUUGUCACUAGAGGUCCUCAUAAAGCAGGGACUGGGUUCAGGGUUCUGGGAAACUUCUUGGACUGUCAGUGUAACUUGGCUGUUGGGCACAUUCACUUGAUUGAAAAAGAUUUCUGCAGAUGCCUAUUUUACAAUCUGUUUUAUUUCUUGCCCACCUCCCUAAGACGAAGCACUGAACCUAUCAAAUAGCCAAUCAAAUUGUUAGAAAAAUCCAAAUAUCAAUUAUUGAGAAAUUUAAAUCUGCUUCAGCCGUGACUGAUCAUUUUAAACAAAAAGCAUAAUGGAUGAAAAUUCCUAAUUCUAAAAAGCUACAUAUCACAUUCCAAAGUGCAAAUAUCUUAAUCAAGAUUAUAAAUAUUUGAGCAGGAAAUCUAACCUAUAUAAUAUUUACUGCGUGUCUAAAUAAUUUAUUGUCUGUCUCAAAAGCUCAUUAUUGUUGAUAAUUUUAGUUAAUGUAUUUAUGUACAUAUAUUUAUUAAAAAAACUAAGCAGUAAUAUGUUAUCCAUGUGGCACUUGUAUUGAGUUAGACCAAAACUUAAAUAAUUAAUACUACUUCAUUCCUCACCUUGCUUAGUUGGAUACUAGUAUGAGAAGGAAUUUGAAGUUUAUGAUGACACUAGAAUGAACAAUUUUUUUGGCGUUUUGAAUUAAACAUUUUGUUAAAAAUCACAUGACGCCAGGUUAUAGGCCAACAGGUUUGUUUGAAACCACUAGCUUUCAGAGGUCUGCUCCUUCCUUGGAUGCAGUGUGGAGAGGUGGUAUAUGACACAGAAUUCUACCUCUGCCAUGCUACAUCUGAGGAAGAGCAGAGCUCCGAAAGCUGGUAUUUUCACAUAAACCUGUUAGAUUAUAACCUGAUGCCAUGUGAUUUUUGGCUUUGUCCACUCCAGCACUGGCACCUCCACAUCAUAAACUUUGUGUAUGAGACUCACUUAAAAUUAACAAGUUGUUAAAGGAGUCAACAGCAUGCUCAAUGUGUUGCCACUCAAUGCAUCAUGAAUCCCAAGCAGAAGUUAUUAGUGACCUCUCUUCCCCCACCCCACUUCAGAACCUUCAGAGAAAUUAAGUAUUGCUGAUUGGUGUUUCAGUACCACAAUGUUGUAUUGUAUAUGUUCUGGUAUGCACGUGUCCUGCGCUAACACUCCAUGCAAACAAAGUGACUUGUCCGAAUAACUUGGUCUUUGCCUUCAGGUUAAUGCUGCUGUUUGUUAAAGCUUCCACUUAACAAAAUACCCUAUUCCAGUAGAUGUGAUCUUGUUGCACUAUGACCAUCUUUAAUACAAUGAUGCUCACCAUGUGUAGGAUUUUGUCUUGUCUUGUGAUCUUGCAAUAUCAAAAAAUAUUUGAGGUGUAAAUUGCCCAUUUGCCAGAUCUUACUUAGACUGGUUCAAGUUAACAUUUCUUCCAGAAAUUCUGUUUCAUUUAAAAAUAAAACCAACUAUUGUAAAUCUGGAAGAAAACACAAAUUUCUGAAGAUGAUAUGCAAGUUUAUAAAACCUGAAUUUAAAAAAUUGUAGUAUUGAAGUUGGAAUUUGGCCUAUUGCCUGGUAAGAGAUUUUCAAAGCUCAAAAUCUAUUUCCUUGACCUUUUUAUCUACUACUUAUUUAAUCCUUCACAAAUAUUUAUUCAAUUCCUUUUAACCUUUAAGUCUCAAUCUCAUUAGUUAGCUGCAGUGAAGCACUUCAUAUUCAAUAGCUGCCUUCAUGACGAUAAUUAUUCUGAUGAUCCCCACCAUUCUUGUUAUGAUAACCUGUAGAUCAUGCCAAUUUAAGUAACCCCUCCAUUACCCCUCAGAUGGAGCUGUUCAGAUAAUCAAAUUUCUCUUCUUUUAUAUUCUAUGCUUUCCUACAUUAUCUUGUACAAAUAUUUAUUGUCCUAAAUAUCUUAUUCAUAAAAAUAAAUUAAUUCCUGCACCCUGUGCAUUAUAGCUAACUUUUAUCCAUGCCGCCUCAUCAUCUUGAUAACCAUAUUUCUCAGAAAACUUUUAAUGCUAAAAUCCUCUAAUAAUACAUUUACAUUUUAUUGUAGUAUUCAAAUAUUUUUACAUUUAACUCCUGUAAUGAAUCUUCAAACAAUAGCCAAUCAUCAAAUCAUGAUCAUACUUUUGCCAGAUUUCUGCAUCUUUGCUUUACUGAAAUAACAUGAAUCCCCGUUGUGUUAGCAGAAGGCUUAUCUGAUCCAGUCAUCAUUGAGACACAAUUUUCUCUAGUUAAACACUGGAGAGACUAAAACAGUUGUCUUUGACCCUGUCACUAAUCCACACGCUUGACUCUGUUCCCACCUCUUUUCUAGCUAAGGUUCCAAGCCAAAUCAGCAUUUUCUGACAAUGGCUAGUUUGGAUCUUUGUGCCCAAGAUAGUACAUUUUUGAAAAUUUCUCAGCUCACCACCGUUGCUUAGGGGAAACUCACUGAAUUGCUUAUGUUUUAAGCCUUCCAGACCUCACCUAUCCAAUUCACAUGUCCCAUCUGUGACAACUCAUGACCUGCGCCUACCCUCAAAUGACCUCUCAUGCCUGUAAUGCCAACUUAAUACCGAUUUAAUGCUAACACACCCACUGCCCCGAUACUGUCAAACUCCAUGCAAACUCGCCCAAUGUCUACCAUGACCACUACGAAGACCCAUGUUCCAAAAAAGUCUAAAUAUCUAUUGCAGCUCCCCAUAUAAUAAGAAAAAUCUCCCAUUCAUGAAGGUCUGCUCAUAAUGUUUGCAUCCUUUCGAAUGCUAAUCCUUUACAAACACAAACAAAUUCCAUUCCAUAUUCCAAUAUGAUAAUCCUUUAUUUACUAGUUUGUGUUUUCAUAUAAACUGAAGUUAGCUCAAGUUCCCCCAUUAAGGUUAUUAUGGAUUCUUGGGAAGUAGUCAAGCUUUAAUAAAGAGCCCUUAGGGUUAUGUCAACAAAUAACUGUUCUAACUGCUGGAACGGUGUUUUUUUUUCGCCUUUUACUAACACAGGAAAGCAAUUUGUUUUAUUGUUGGAGUGGGGAUUUAAAUAGCUUCACUGCUUGAAAAUUUCUAGAGACCUUCUCUCCCCUUCAAGGGCAUUUCUGUUCAGUCCAAAAAUUCAUAACUCCACACUGUCGAUUAAGACCUUUGCUAUGGUCAUAAUGGGGUCUGUUUGAAGUUGGAACUGAGUUUAGAUGACCCUGCUGAAUUCCGCUUUCCCUUGUGUUGAUUAUAUCCCACCCUCCUUCCCCUUCUAGCGAAAGUAGUAUCCGUCAGAAAUUGAAGUCUGGCAUUCAAGACCUGUCAGCCAGUUUUUAAGAUAAAUUCUGCUUACCCUCCACUAUUGAACUUCAAGCUGAACAUCUGACCCCUUACACUCCAUCACAAAAAAAGGUCUGGUUACAUCUUCAUAACAUCAUCCACCCUAUCCAACCUCUUCAGCCCAUCUACCAGUAAAACUCUCAUGACUUUAUUGCAGCCAACCUUGACCAUUACAAUAGCUUUUACUUCGUAAAAAUUUCAACUCAACCAAAUCUUAGCUAUCAAUAAUCUAUAAUCAAGAAUAGGAGCAGGAAUAUGUCAUUUGCCCUUCGAGCCUACUCUUCCAUUCGACAUGAUCGUGGCUAAUCCGAGUUAUCUACUGUCUCCCAUCUCUCCUAUGUUUGCUGGCCGAACUUGAUCAUUCAGUGCAUCCACUUUUAAAUUCACUUCAUUAUCUUUAAUCGUGUCAUGGCCUAGCUCCUUCCAUUUUUUUAAAACCUCUGUUAGCUGUACAAACAGUCUCUUCCAUUCGUGCUUAUGUAUUUUGCCCCUUUCCCUUUUGACACCACUACUGGAGUCACUAUCUAUAGCUGCCUAGGCCAAUAAUCAGGAAUUUUAUUCUUAACCACUUCUUUUUCACCAUUUUCCUCCCCUCUAAGAUCUCCAUUAAAUCCAACUUUUUGACCAAACCUGUGGUCAAACGUCUCCUGUCACUUGCUAUUGUUUUUAAUCUUUCUCUGAAGCGCCGUGGGAGCACUGUUCUCUGAAAUUUAAUGCAUUAUGUAAAGUGAAAACCAUAAUUGUUUAGUUCAAACUUAAAAUUGACUCCUUGUCUUGAUAUUCAGUUUCCAAAUGUGUGAUAUCCAAAAUUCUGGUUGUGCUGUUAAUAAUGUUUUAUGCAUUUCCACACUUCAAGUAUUUGUAUUCAUAUACCUAAAUCAUGCUCAUUCAAAAUUCUAUCAUCAGUAUUUCUGUUUUCUAAAAAUGUAUUCUUAACACAACUCAAUGUUGAGUUGUGGCUGGCAUCCACACCAUUUUAUUGUGUUUUCUAAAUCUCUUGCUUUUAUUGUUGCGUCAUUUAUUAUCUAAGUUUUGAUGGCAAUACAUUGCACAAUUAUAAGUUUAGGACAUGGACCCUUAAACUGAAAAUUAGACAAAAAGGACUGAAAGAAACUAUUUACUUAAUGGCCACUGAUUUUUCUUUAUGUAAAUGAAUUACCAAUAUUGUAAUGUUCAGGUCAUUAACAUAUUCAAUUCAAAUUCACAGUUUAAAAAGAAAUAUGUGUGUAAACUCUGAAGCUUUUGAGUGCUUGGGUAUCUGGGCACAUUAUUUAGAUUCUUCUUUAUGUGAGAAAGAUGGAAGCAAAAUAUUUUCAGGGUACUGGAGGAGGGAGAUUGAGCUCUCAUAGGUUUAAUUUAAUGUAUGUAGGGGUCAGAUUGCUGUUUCAUUGUAUAAUGUUUGUGAUCCUCUUGCAAUAUGACCUCAAUGUCAAAACAAAACUAUACCACAGUGAAACAAGUACAUUAAAUAUUUAAGCACUAUUUAAUAUUUUUAAUCUGACUGUAUUACAGGUGACAAUGAUUUGUAACAGCAUGUUUAAAUUAUUGUGCCGUAAGUUGUUUACAAAUAUAAAAUGAAGUAAUAUCAAAUUUCAGAUGACCUCCGCAACAAAUUUUCAGUCUAAUGAUUGUCAAUGCCCAACAAUGUACAAGAAUCUGAAAGAGAAUAAGUUUUCUGUUUCGAGUAAAGAUCCUUCAAGUGCCAAUAAUCUGCAGUCAAAAUACUGUUAUCUUUUUCUGUUCAGGCAUUGACGGAUGUUUUGUACGUUGUCCAGGUGUUUUGUUUUUAUUUCACAUAUUCAACAUUUGCAGUUUUCUUUUGAUUAUCUAUCCCUCAUGCAUUGAGCAGUCAUUAUCAUGUUGAGAAUGAUCAUUUUAAAAAGUCCAAUAUAAAACAAAACUUUUGCACCAAAACGUGAAAGUUGUCCGGACAGACCGUUCUAACUCUUCCAUGAAACUAAAAAUGACUGAUUACUAUAUUUUAAACAAAACAAAUAAGCCCAGAUUUACAAGUGUGAACAGCUUUUUUUUUUUUUGCAGUGUGCUUCAGCUUAGAAUCUUGGACUGCAAUUGUCUAUGCAAACUGACCUGAGGUUACAGCUUCAGCGUGUUAAUUGUUUUUACUUUUGUAUUAACUCAUGUAAUACAGAAAAUAUUCAGUUUAAAGUAAUUAUUUAGACACUGAGCUGAAUGUUUGUGAAGAAUUAUUGCAAUUUGCAUUGAGAAAGAUUUCAGGAUUCUUUAUUGUACAAUCAGCUCUGAUCCUGAAUUAUCGAUUUCAAUUUUAAUAUUUUAUCCUCCAGAAUUAGCUACCCAAAUACAUGAUUUUAUUUGAAAGCUUGUUUUCUGUGACGGAGAGUGAUCCAAUUGGUUCCUUGCUUCCUCCUCUUAGCUAUCCAAACGUGACUUAGACAUAUGUCUAGCUUGAAAAAGGAGGAGGGAAUUAAACUUGAACCAAUGGUGAUUGUUGCAUUCGAUGUAUUUUACAUGAUUGAGCAAUCCUGGUUCUGUACUUUCUUUUAAGGGUGUUUUGUGACUAAGCAUUGCAAGUGGAAGCUAUGAAUCCCACAUAUGGUGGCCAUUGCCUGUUUACAUUUGCUUCAAAAACUCUGUUUAGAAGAAGACUAUUUAGUUUGUUUCCCAAGCUUUUUGAAAAUUCAUCUAUCUUUUGCAUUGAUUUGGUUUGCAAGUAGAUGAUGCCUUAAACGUUUAGUUCAAAAAGAUUUUUAUUUGUUAUCAAGUAUUCAAAAAUAAUUUGUUUCACAUUUUUGAAAAUAGGAAUGUGUAUAGACUUUUUUUUAACAUUUUACAAUGCAGUAUUUGUCAUUCAUCCUUGU